AUGUUUCCUGCCAACUUCCUCCAGACUGUCCUCCACGGCUUGAUCUUCUCUAAUACACAACCGUCUGACCCGCAAGCUGGCAAGAUGCUUGCGACGCCUUCUCUCCAAGUCGCUGCCUCUCUCGGCGCUAUCCUGAGCUCUGUGGCUCCGACUGCAACGUCCACACCCAUAUCUCGUGGCUUAUUGGUGGACGCGGCUCCUGAAACGCCUCAACCGUAUGUGUUGCCGAAUCUGCAGGGCCACGCCGUGGAUUUCGGGGGCUUGAUCAUCCGAACCCUUGUCCCAAACACCACGUCGUCAGGUUCCUUUUCACUCGUUGGUGUCAACUCAGGCCCAGCUCCUCUGAACCUCAUCCACUACCACAAAGAAAUCGAGGCCUUCUACAACCUCAAAGGCAGUGUGCAGGUCUUCCACAACGCUGACACCGGUCGCGAGCUGCGUGCCAAUGACUUUGUAUUCCUGGCUCCAGGCAACAACCACACCUAUCGUCCCAAUGAUCUCGACUUCCAGCUCACCCUAGGAAUGGCUCCAGGGGGAAUCGACCAGUUCUUUGCCGCUGCUGGUCUACCUUACAGUUCAACCGCCCCGUUUGACCCGCAGGAUGCCUCGCAGCUCAACGUGACCAAAGUUUUGGGGCUGAUGCCUCAGUACAACAUUGUACCCGAACCAUUCAAUACCAUCAACCUAGAUUGGACAAAUGGAACUACAGCAGAGGGCUUGGGCACUUGGCAUGUCGCCGAGCAAUAUUUGCCCGAUGAUGCCACAAAACCCUACUUCGUCUCCAGCAACCGCGGGCCCAAAUACUUGCACCGCAGCUCGGGCCAGGUCAUCGCUCAACUCGCUUCAGGCAAACAGACCAGCGACAAGCUCAGCAUCGCCAGCAUCGCCAUCAAGCCGAACAACAAACAGUCCCAGCUGCAAUUCGACGUCGAUCAGGCAGUUCAAGUCACAGAAGGUCAGCUGCAUCUCGAAAUCGGCAGUGAAAGGGCACAAUUGAUCUUUGGCGACCUUGCUUUCAUACCCAAGGGAACAUGUUUCAGCUACUGGUCGACCGUGGGCUUCACUAAAGUGGUCAACUGGGCGGCGGGCUCAGGGCUUGCCGACAGUUUGAUCUCAGAGGCUGAGCCGUGGAAGUAUGGAAUUUGGCCUGCCUGA
Fonsecaea multimorphosa CBS 102226 is the source of this 1155-nucleotide messenger RNA. RefSeq lists its product as uncharacterized. The record is from RefSeq and is a predicted model, not a curated record. The transcript has a single exon. The coding region runs from base 1 to 1155 and encodes 384 amino acids. Lineage: Eukaryota; Fungi; Ascomycota; Eurotiomycetes; Chaetothyriales; Herpotrichiellaceae.